Messenger RNA from Brettanomyces bruxellensis, 750 nucleotides. RefSeq lists its product as uncharacterized. The transcript has a single exon. The record is from RefSeq and is a predicted model, not a curated record. Lineage: Eukaryota; Fungi; Ascomycota; Pichiomycetes; Pichiales; Pichiaceae. Bases 1 to 750 code for a protein of 249 amino acids.
AUGAAAUCAAACUAUAGGUCACCACCUUCCACGCCGGAUUCCAUAUUUAGUGAAACGCAUUUCAAGACAUCUCCUUUAGAUGAAGGUGGAAUGUUCAUGUCAGAAUACGGGGGAAAUAGCAAAAAUUUAAAUGAAAUUGAUUAUAAUCAAGCUUUAAACAAAGCUCACGCUUUAAAUAUGAAUAGCUCACCGAUAAAAGAUAGCAUGGAUGCCCCUGCAUACUUUGAUCAGAGUUCUCCAUAUCGAAUCGAACCCAAAAAUGACGCAGUCUCUAACCAUACAAAUGAUCUAUACAAUGCCGAUAAUAAAUUGCAUGAACGCAUAGACAAGAUGUUUCGCCCUCUUGAAUUCCAGCAACGAGAUCAGCAGAAAAGACCAGAUAGUAUUCAAUUGCACCCCACAAUGCGAUCGGACAGGCAUAGUAAAACAAACAGGUAUUUAAUACGGCAGCAUGAUAGAAAUGAACGACGAGAAGCGUUGAAAACUAACUACAGAGGAUCAAUGGGUGAUUUUGUGCUCAAGCAGGAAGAUCUGGAUAUGAAGCACCAUAUUGAAAAAGAAGCCGGGCAAAAUCAGAUAAAUGACGUUAACAGAUUUCUUGAUAAUGAUAUGUGCGAUAUUCAGGAUGACCAUAAUAACACAGAUAGAUAUUUAAUCAUGAAGCAGGAGCAAGAACAGCAACUCGAGGAUUUCUUGGAUGCUGAGCGCUUUGAAAUGGAGGAACUGACACGAAACUUAUCGCCGAACUAA